This is a messenger RNA of Ostreococcus tauri, 1686 nucleotides long. RefSeq names its product Natural resistance-associated macrophage like. Gene Ontology annotation, biological process: metal ion transport. The record is from RefSeq and is a predicted model, not a curated record. Gene Ontology annotation, molecular function: manganese ion transmembrane transporter activity; cadmium ion transmembrane transporter activity. Gene Ontology annotation, cellular component: membrane. Bases 1 to 1686 code for a protein of 561 amino acids. NCBI's taxonomy places the organism in Eukaryota, Viridiplantae, Chlorophyta, Mamiellophyceae, Mamiellales, Bathycoccaceae. The transcript has a single exon.
AUGGAUCGCGACGCGCCGAGAGAGAUGCUCGAUCGCGCGGUCGAGCGCUCGGACGCGGGCGCGAUGGGCGGGGAGACGCGCGCGUGGACGACGGAUGCGCGGCGCGCGCGGGACGGCGACGGGAAAGCGACCGCGGAGGACGAGCGCGCGGCGAAGGACACGGUGGAGAUCACGGGAUUGGACGAUGACGAUCAUAGGUUUAAUCUCCGGACGCUGUGGCGGUUCAUGGGACCCGGAUUCUUGAUGUGCAUCGCGUACGUGGACCCGGGGAACUUUGAGAGCGACCUGCAGGCGGGCGUGUUGUUCGGGUAUAAGUUGUUGUGGGUGCUGUUGUGGGCCACCGCGGGGGGGUGGUACAUUCAAGGGCUCACGAUUCGUCUGGCGCUGGCGACGGGGUGGGAUUUGGCGAGGUGUUUGCGGGAGGAAUAUCCGGACCCGGUGCGGUACGCGCUGUGGGUGAUAUCCGAACUCGGGAUCAUCGCGAGCGAUGUUCCGGAGGUCAUCGGCACCGCGCUGGCGUUGAAACUGAUAUUUAGCAUUCCCACGUGGGUAGGCGUGGUGCUGACGUCGAUGUCAACAAUGGUUUUCUUAGGGUUGCAAUCUUUCGGAGUCCGGAAGCUAGAGGCAUUUAUGGCGUCUCUGGUCGGCGUGAUGUCGCUGUGCUUCUUGGCCGAGUGCACGUACGUCGACGCGGCGGUGUCGAGCGUGACGGCGGGGAUCAUUAUACCGCGCUUGCCCGGGAGCACGGCGCUGUACAUCGCGAUAUCGCUCGUCGGAGCCGUGGUGAUGCCGCACAACUUAUUCUUGCACAGCGCGCUCGUUUUGAGUCGAGGUUUCGUCUUGGGAGAGAAGAGUUUGAAGAUGGCGUACAAGUAUAACGUCGUCGAGUCGGGGUUGGCGUUAUCUGUAUCGUUAUUCAUCAACAUUGCCGUCGUCGUCGUCGCCGCAGCGAAUUUCGCCCAUCUCACAGAUCCGCAGGAGAAGAACAACGUGCGCGAUAGGCCGCUUCAGUAUGCGCCGCAAAUGUUAAAGGAAGUGCUCGGUCCUGCGGCGAAGGGAUUUUUCGCUGCGGCUCUCCUCGCAUCAGGGCAAAGUUCCACCAUCACCGGUACGUACGCCGGACAGUUCGUCAUGGAUGGGUUUCUAGAGCUUCGAGUGAAUCCGGUUUUGCGAGCCUUUGUCACGCGCAUGUGCGCAAUCGUCCCGUCCCUGGCGGUCGUCUUGAUCGCGGGUGAUCAGUACUCAGAGUCUCUGAUCGUGAUAUCAUCGACGAUUUUGGCGAUACAGCUUCCGUUUGCGCUCAUUCCGCUCAUCAAGUUCACCGCGAGCUCGAAUAUUGUGGGACCCAUGGCGGUGAAGCCAAAGGCGUUACGGUACACCAUCGCGCUCACGGGAACCAUCAUCUCAGCCAACGUGAUCCUGGUCAUCUUAACCGUCGCUGAGUCUGGAUUGGUACACGCCUCGCUCGCCGGUGUCUUCCUCGGCAUGAUCAUCACCGCUCUGCUCGGUCUGUACGUCGUCUCACUCGUGUGGCUCGCCAUGCGACCAGUGCAUCAAAACUUAACCGCUAGGAUCGCACCGCGCAUGAAGCGCCCGUCCUCCGCCUCUGAGGACCCCGAGGACGCGGCCUGGACCAAUGAUGAACUCCUCCCGGACCCGAACGAACCCGCCGUGUACUCGCUCUAG